AUGAUUCUUGAGAGUGCCAAAAGCGGAGAACAAACGUAUGACUUCAUAAUUGUUGGAGCGGGCACCUCUGGCUCAGUCUUGGCGAGUCGGUUGACGGAGCAAGCAAAUUGGAAUGUACUACUGCUGGAGGCGGGAUCCCUGGAGAGCAUGAUCAACCGCCAGUGUUCGAUAGAUGCCGGCAAGGGGCUCGGUGGAUCUACACUCAUCAACGGCAUGAUGUUCACGCGUGGUAACCGGGAAGAUUACGACCGUUGGGCCGCCGCUGGAAAUUCCGGCUGGUCGUACGACGACCUACUGCCGUACUUCCGAAAGCUAGAGUCGAUGAAGAGCCCCGAGGUAGACCGAGAAUACCACUCCACUGACGGACCGGUUAGCGUUGAGUUCCCACCCUUUCGUAGCGACAAAGGACAACUCUUCCUCCAAGCUGCUCGCGAGGCCGGGUAUGGUCAGGUUGACUAUAAUGGCCGCACGCAGUUCGGUACAUCACCGAUCCAGUGUACCACAAAUUUUGGCCAUCGCUGGACCGCAUACAGAGCUUAUCUUGAACGGAUACUUCUGCAGCGAAGAAACUUCCACCUGAGCACCGACAGCUUUGUGACGAAGAUCCUCAUCGAUCCGGUGACAAAACGAGCAUUUGGUGUGGAGUACCUUCUAAACAACGCGACACAUCGGGUGUUCGCCAACCGAGAAGUGAUCCUGUCUGCUGGGGGCAUUAUGUCACCGAAGCUUUUGAUGCUGUCUGGAGUAGGACCGGCACAACACCUGCAAGAACAUGGUAUCACCGUGCUGGCAGAUCUGCCCGUCGGGUUGCGCUUACAGGAUCACCCGUGCUUCAUCGGAUUGCAGAUAAUCGUGGAUCAAUCACCCUUCUUCAUUCCGGAGGGCUUGAUAUCGGUUCCGAACCUGAUACAGCUGCUACAGGGCCGUGGAGUACUGACGCUCCCAGCGUCAGUCGAAACUAUUAGCUUCCCAAACAUAACGGCAGGAGACCGGACGAGUCCGCUGUUGGAGAUUGCCAGUACGUUCGGCUCGUUUGCCACUGACCGAGGUGUUGUUUCGUCCCACGCGAUCCGCCUAACACGUUCCGCGUAUCGCGACGUAUUCCAGCCGCUCGAAUGGCUGGACCAUUUCUCCACGAUAGUGAUACUGUUGCAUCCCCAAUCUGAGGGCUACGUGAAACUACGCAGUGCCGAUCCUUUGGCUGAUCCGAUCGUGCAACCGAACUUUUUCGACGAUCCCACGGACGUUGAGUGGAUGCUUGACGGGAUACGCGAGGUUCGGCGUAUUCUUGAAAGUCCUAUGAUGCGUCAACACGGAGCUCGCUUCUCGGAACACCGCGUUUCGAACUGCCGACGAUACGAGGCGCUCUCGGACGACUAUUGGCGAUGCGCGAUCAAAACACUCUCUAUUUCGCUAGCGCAUUACAUGGGCUCGUGCCGGAUGGGGCCAGUUGGGGAUCCUAUAUCGGUGGUCUCGGCUGAACUGCGAGUGCACGGCAUCUCGGGGCUGCGAGUCGUCGAUACCAGUAUCAUCCCUGAGCCGGUGUCGGGUCAUACGAUGGCCCCUGCCUACGUGAUCGGCGAGAAGGCGGCUGACCUCAUCAAAGCCACGUACGGCUGA
Molecule: messenger RNA, 1620 nt
Organism: Anopheles nili
Lineage: Eukaryota; Metazoa; Arthropoda; Insecta; Diptera; Culicidae
Product: glucose dehydrogenase [FAD, quinone]-like
Exons: 3
Coding region: 1-1620 (539 amino acids)
Molecular function (GO): oxidoreductase activity, acting on CH-OH group of donors; flavin adenine dinucleotide binding
Source: RefSeq, a predicted model, not a curated record